AUGGUCUUGAAGUUCUUCUGGUUAUCCAUUCAAAGGGGUUUUAUAAUAAAGGACUGGGCACCCCAAAUGCUCAUUUUGGGUCAUCCAGCAAUUGGGGGAAUGGUGACGCAUUGUGGUUGGAAUUCAAUACUCGAAGGAGUGAAUGCCGGGCUGCCGAUGAUCACUUGGCCUGUGUUUGUGGAGCAAUUUUACAAUGAGAAGCUUCUGACCGAUGUACUGAGAAUUGGUGUGGCGGUAGGAGUGAAGGAAUUGAGAAACUAUGGGCAAGAAGAGACGAUGGUGAUGAAGAGAGAGGAGAUUGAGAAGGCAGUGAGGGUGUUGACGGGUGAUGGAGAAGAGGAAUUAGAGAUGAGGAAAAGAGUGAUAAAGCUUCAAGAUGCAGCAAACAAGGCUGUGGAGGUCCGGGGUUCAUCUCAUGCUAACCUCAUGGCUUUGAUAAACGAGUUAAAGUUAAUGAAGGUCAGGAAAAUAACAGACUAG
This is a messenger RNA of Ziziphus jujuba (common jujube), 480 nucleotides long. Its product is annotated as soyasapogenol B glucuronide galactosyltransferase. Gene Ontology annotation, molecular function: UDP-glycosyltransferase activity. NCBI's taxonomy places the organism in Eukaryota, Viridiplantae, Streptophyta, Magnoliopsida, Rosales, Rhamnaceae. The record is from RefSeq and is a predicted model, not a curated record. The coding region runs from base 1 to 480 and encodes 159 amino acids. The transcript has a single exon.